Messenger RNA from Austrofundulus limnaeus, 435 nucleotides. Its product is annotated as histone H2A-like. The transcript has a single exon. Gene Ontology annotation, cellular component: nucleosome. The record is from RefSeq and is a predicted model, not a curated record. Gene Ontology annotation, molecular function: DNA binding; structural constituent of chromatin; protein heterodimerization activity. The coding region runs from base 1 to 318 and encodes 105 amino acids. NCBI's taxonomy places the organism in Eukaryota, Metazoa, Chordata, Actinopteri, Cyprinodontiformes, Rivulidae.
AUGUCUGGGCACGGAAAAACCGGUGGCAAAGCCAGAGCUAUGGCCAAGACCCGCUCUUCCAGAGCCGGACUGCAGUUCUCAGUGGGCCGUGUCCACAGGCUGCUGAGGAAGGGCAACUACGCCGAGCAUGUCAGUGUCGGAGCUCCGGUCUACCUGGCGGCAGUGCUGGAGUACCUGACUGCUGAGAUCCUGGAGCUGGCGGGAAACACAGCUCGCGACAACAAGAAGACCCGGAUCAUCCCUCGCCACUUGCAGCUGGCCGUGCGUGAGGAUGAGGAGCUGAACAAGCUGCUGGGAGGAGUGUCCAUCACUCAAUGAGGGGUCCUGCCCAACAUCCAUGUGGUCCUGCUGCCCAAGACAACUGAGAAACACGUCUAGUCCAAGUAGAUCCUCCAGACUACAAAACCCAAAGUUAGGAGUCAUCAGAACUCUGUA